GUUGUCGUGGGCGCCAUGUUGAACCCUCAUCGCCAGUCGGUGCUGACCAAUGCGUGUAUCAAGAACUCUGUGGACCCCAUUAGCCGAACACCCGGCACCAUCUAUGAGCCCAAAGGGCAAGUUCGGCUCUUGGGCCUGCUGUCAGAGAGCAAGCCUUCGCAGCAGGAGGACUAUUUGGAUACUGGUGAUGGCAUGCUGAUCUGUAUGAAACGGACGAAGAAGAGAGGUCCUAACCCAACAAGGAAGGGCCGCUGGUAUCCUGAAAAAAAUGCCCCCAAUGUCAGUGACGCCUCAGACAUAGAGCUGGAUCCUGAAACGAACAGGCAGUCGAUGCCCCCCACUCCGAACCCCAGUGACGCAUCGCCAAGUCCUUUGCUGUCCCCCAAGCCUUCUCGUCAAGGCUCCUUUCCCUUUCACUGGAUGUGGGAGCGCUUCUCCGUCAAAGGCCAGGCUGUGUACCAAGAGGGACCCCCCGAGAAGGCCAAGAAGAAGAAGUCCCCUCGGGUUUCCACCAUCUCUGUCUGUGAGACGCCGUGUACGCCGGAGCCAGGCCAGGCCUCCGCAGGUGUGAAAGAAGAGCCCAAGCCGUCCCGUGGUCCUGAGAACCCUUGCUCCAGGCGCAGGCAGCAUCACCAGUGUCCAGGCCUCGCUCCUGGGAGGUCCCUAUUGCCUCUCUACUGGAAGAUGGAAGCUCGGUCCGAGGCCCGGAAGCGCCAGCUGCGUCAGGAGCGUAAACGUUGGCUCCAGCUCACUCAGCAGCUCCUCAGCCUCGAAGACCGGUCCCCCAGUCCGGAGAAACGCCUCUCCUUCAAGCAGCUGGAAGAGAAGCUCCAGGUAGAAAUGCUCUGCCUGGCCACAGAGCCCGAGGAGCCUGGUCCCCAGAAGGAGAAAAGCAAAGCCAAGAGCCGGUUCCAGUCGGCCAAGGAGGAGCCGACCUUUCAGCCCAUCAUUAACCGCAAGAUCCCCAACUUCAAGAGCCUGCAGAGGCGCUUCCAAGAGCAACUGGAGCAAAAGAAAGAGCAAGCAAAGCUGACUAUCUGUAAGCCUUUCCGGCUUCACUCCGCCAGCAGCUCCCAGCCCCUCUGUGAGGACGAGGACCAGGAGGAUCCAUUUUAUGAAAUCCGUCGACUCUGGGACGUUCAGUGGAGGGCUCAAUCCUGCCCAGACUUUGGUCUGCCAGUGGUUCCUCCCGUCAUGCCCACCAAGGCGUCCGACAAGCGCCAGGAAGCCAACAGGCUGCUGUUACUAGAAUGGGAGCGGCAGGAGCGGCAGGAGAAGAGGAGAGCUGAGGUCCGCAGGGUCAAGGAACAGCAAGUCCAGAGGGAAGUGGCCAAGUGCCUGGCGACUUACCGGACCCGUGGACACCCCACAGUGUCAUUCCAGAGAAGGCGGGAGGAGCUCAGGAGGCAGGAGAGACAGCGCAUGGAAGACUACACGUUGCAGCUGCAGGAGAUGCACGACCGUGUGGAGAGCAGGCCGUACCUCUUCGAAAGAGUCAUGCAGGCCAACGCCCGCCAGGCCGUGGAGCGGCGAUUCUCCCAAGUUCUGGCCGCGCUCGGCAUUGACGAAGAGAUGCUGUGGAAGCAUGCUGCACGGCAGGCCGGUGGCAAACCCUCGGCCAAGAUCAUGCAUAAGAGGACGGAGUCACCAGAAUAUCUCGAAGAAUCCACCUGAGAGCAAAACGUGGAAGACAGAGAGAGAGAGAGAGAGAACCUUACGGCUAGACACGUAUCUCCUGCAUCUGUAGCCAUGAAGCACCUGAAAAUAAAGCUAGCUUCAGAGAGCAGAGACACUGAA
Messenger RNA from Elgaria multicarinata webbii, 1797 nucleotides. It is a transcript of the gene TSGA10IP, whose product is annotated as testis specific 10 interacting protein. NCBI's taxonomy places the organism in Eukaryota, Metazoa, Chordata, Lepidosauria, Squamata, Anguidae. Gene Ontology annotation, cellular component: ciliary basal body; photoreceptor connecting cilium; cilium. The record is from RefSeq and is a predicted model, not a curated record. The coding region runs from base 16 to 1674 and encodes 552 amino acids. Gene Ontology annotation, biological process: cilium organization. The transcript is spliced from 8 exons.